AUGGCGACCCUCCUCCGGCGAUCCGCCGCCCCCGCGCGGCAGCUCCUCCUCCUCCCCCGCCAGUUCGGCGCCGCCCGCUCCAUGUCCCGCUACUACGCCCGCGACGAGGUCUCCCGGUUCGACGCGCUGAGCACGCCGGUGAACUGGGGCGUCAGCAUCGUGCCGGAGAAGAAGGCCUUCGUGAUUGAGCGCUUCGGCAAGUACCUCAGGACGCUCGGCUCCGGGAUCCACGGCCUCGUACCCCUCGUCGACCGCAUCGCCUACGUCCACUCCCUCAAGGAGGAGGCCAUCCCCAUCCCCGACCAGUCCGCCAUCACCAAGGACAACGUCUCCAUCCAGAUCGACGGCGUCCUCUACGUCAAGAUUGUUGAUCCCUACCUUGCUUCCUAUGGCGUGGAGAAUCCUAUUUUCGCAGUCAUCCAACUUGCGCAGACAACCAUGAGAAGUGAGCUUGGAAAGAUAACCUUAGACAAGACCUUUGAGGAGAGGGACACACUGAAUGUGAAGAUUGUGAUGUCUAUAAAUGAGGCGGCGUCGGAUUGGGGGCUGAAGUGUCUCCGUUACGAGAUCAGGGAUAUAUCUCCUCCUAUCGGUGUGAAAAAAGCUAUGGAGAUGCAGGCAGAGGCAGAAAGGAGGAAGAGGGCGCAGAUUCUUGAAUCCGAAGGUGCUAUGCUGGAUCAGGCUAACCGAGCGAAGGGUGAGGCUGAAGCAAUUCUUGCCAGGUCACAAGCUACUGCUGAAGGGAUCAGAAUGGUCUCUGAGUCCAUGAGUGCAGAAGGCAGCACUGAGGCUGCGAACCUGAGAGUCGCUGAACAGUACAUAAAAGCGUUCGCUGCCCUGGCCAAGAAUACGACAACCAUGAUCCUCCCAAGUGAUGCUGGCAACCCAUCAGCUAUGAUAGCCCAGUCUCUGAACAUAUACAAGCACAUCUUCAAGUCCAGCGGCCCAAAAGAAGGGAGGCCCCAGGAAGAAGCAGCUGAGGAAGCAGACCAAACUUCUGUGACCAGCGGGAUGCCACCUCUCGGUGCGCAAUCUGACCAUGGCAGCGGGUUCUCGCUCCAGAGGGGCAGAAGUCCCCAAAAUUGAUCAGUUCAAGUACCUCAAGGAACCCUUUUUUGUCCCAUCUGUUCGUUUCCCAAAUGAUGGUGUUAGAUAGGGAGGGUAUCACUGAAAACACUAGCAGCAUUAGAGGUUUCGAACUUAGGCAGUUGAUUCAAGAGAUGUUGAGUUGGUUUAGUAGGAUAAUUGAGACGACAUUGGUUAUGUGGGCGCCAAAUGUGUGGAGGCUGGGCGACUGAGGGUUUUGACGACCUAGGAUGAAUGCUUCUUUGGGUUUAAGUCUGAACUUUUUAAACCCUUACUUUCGUUCUCAUCAGCAGCAAGUAUUUUCUGUAAAUGAAUGAUUGUCGUUCACGAAACUAGCUGAUGGCGAAGUUUCUUUGCAUCUUUUGAUUUCUGUGUUCUGCUUGGAAGAUAACUUCUGUCAUAACCAGGUCUGUUUCCUCAAUA
Messenger RNA from Lolium rigidum, 1509 nucleotides. Its product is annotated as stomatin-like protein 2, mitochondrial. NCBI's taxonomy places the organism in Eukaryota, Viridiplantae, Streptophyta, Magnoliopsida, Poales, Poaceae. Gene Ontology annotation, cellular component: membrane. The transcript has 8 exons. Bases 1 to 1086 code for a protein of 361 amino acids. The record is from RefSeq and is a predicted model, not a curated record.